Messenger RNA from Acaulospora morrowiae, 1152 nucleotides. Lineage: Eukaryota; Fungi; Glomeromycota; Glomeromycetes; Diversisporales; Acaulosporaceae. The record is from the annotation of a GenBank genome assembly.
AUGGAAUCAUUACCGACAGAAACUGUACCAGAAGCUUCACCGUUGACGGACGCGGAAAAGAUCCGAUUAAAACGUUUAGCAAAGUUACAGCAAAAUGUGGGUAGUAACCCGGCCGGAACUCAAUCAGCUGUGGUGCAAGAAAGUUCUACGACUAAAGUUUUACCGAAAAAAAAACCGCAACCCGAAAUUCGAGAGCCAGCUGAGAAGAAACCCGUAACGACUCCCCCAAAACCUCAGCCAUCUGUUAAAUCCUUUGAAGAUUGGCAAAAUGAAGUUAUAUCCAAGGUUCUCCAAAUUACCCUUGAUAAAUCAUUGGCUCAGAAAAGCCCUCAUCAAUUGAUCUACCUCGAUUCCGUUGUUCAAGAGUUGAUCAAUGAGAAUCCAGGAACAUCAUCAUUUAAGUUGACAAAAUCGAUUCUUGACAAUGCCAUUGUCGCUCGGCUAUCGAUGAAUCCUGAUCAAAUGAGUGACGAUGUAUUACUACCUCAAAUACCAUUAUUUGAUUAUUUAUUAGACUGUUGGAAGAGGGCUGCAGAAAUUAAAAGAAAUUUGGUUGCGCGAAGUUCGAAGACUCUUGAGCAAUCAGUCUUCAACGAACGAAUCCAUGUUUUAGACAAUCUCAAAAGUCUUAUCAUUAACUACGCGGAAUUGAUCAUUCAAUAUCCCGAAAUGUUUCCACAAUCCAGAAGUUUUAUUAACCUUGGUCCAAAUCAGCUUGUUCCAAAGCUGACAGCUGAUGUCGACGCGCCCGAAAGAUUACCUUGGGAUUUUAUUCAGGAAUUUGUUGGAAGGGUCGAUGAGGAAGGAUUUGAGGAGGUAUUUGGGCCUUCCUUGACCGGAAUUUUGGCUCAAAUGCGAGAAAAGAAAAUAUCGAACGGGGAUUAUCUACGUCCAUUGAACACAUUUCUAACAUUGACAGAAAUUAAGUUGUUUUCAUCAAUGUUACCCAAAUUACGAUAUUGGAAUCCUACUGGUAUAGCACCUCGAGCCUUUGAACUUAUGUCUCUCUUGGGUCCAUUCUGUCGAAUUUCUGCCUUUCCCAUGGAUGAGCCAACCAUUGUUGAAAAUUAUUUUGGCAACGUUCAACAAUUGCGUCAAGUUGACGUAGACUCCGCAAUGCUAAGUCUAAGAAUAGCCGUGCAGGGUAUUCAA